Epithele typhae is the source of this 3606-nucleotide messenger RNA. RefSeq lists its product as uncharacterized. Bases 1 to 3606 code for a protein of 1201 amino acids. Lineage: Eukaryota; Fungi; Basidiomycota; Agaricomycetes; Polyporales; Epitheliaceae. The record is from RefSeq and is a predicted model, not a curated record. The transcript has 9 exons. Gene Ontology annotation, molecular function: GTP binding.
AUGAGUGCACCGCGCCCUCUCCGCGACCGCAUCCAAUCGACGUCCCCGGAGCCGGACGGCGCGCGCCCAACCACACCCCUCCGGAUCUCCAAGUCGCCCCGACUGGGGCUAUCACCGCGCCAGCCAUCGACGCGCUCCCAGCUACCCGUCGCGCGCAGGUCCUCGAACAGCUUCAAACAUGUCCGCGAAGGAAACCUCGUCACCAAAUCACCCUUCCGGAGCCUCUUGUCCGGCCCGGCUGCAUCUCCGGCCGCGUCAUCAUCGACACCAACGCGAAAGGUCAGCGGCGAGAAGCGUCCGCGGCCAAACUCGAUGAACGCGCAGGCGGAGUCGGACAAACCGCUUGGGUUCAAGCGCAGGCAGUCGAAGGCCUUUCAAGGCCUCAUCCAGAAGGAGCUUGUCACCAACAGCACAUUCCGUCGGCCCAACGACCGCCCCUCGUCUUCGUCCGACGAUCCUCCUGCCGUGCCACCCAAGCUCACCCCCAGGCGUGCCACCCUGUCCAACAUCCCCGUGCCCUCCCCGAUCCGCAGUGCGCUCUCGAAUCCGCGCAAGAUGCACGGGCCACGCACCGCCGGGGAGCGCGCACAGCAGAAGCUGAGCAAGACCGUCACGUUCGACGAAAACUGCGACGUUCUGGAGUUCUCGGACAACGAGGACGUGGAGGACCUGUUCUUCGACGAGGACGAUUCCGGCUAUGGCUACGGUUAUAGCUACGAGCACGACCCGGACCAAGAUCAAGCGAUGGAGGCCGCCGACGGGAGCUUCCGGCUCAACGAGGACAGCAUCACGGGCAUGGUGAAUUCUAUGCUUCAGGCGGCGGGCGCGCAGACUCCCCCACACCAAGAAGAUGAGGAGGACACCGAACUCUUGCCACCCUCUCCGUCACCCGCGAAGAUCGCUGCGCCUCUGCCUCAACGCCCGCAAGCCCCGAUCCAGGACGAAGAACCACCGUUCGAGGAGUCGUUCCGCUCCGUACGUUCCGCCGAUUCCCUCGACCCCGCGAACCUUUCAAUCGGUCACUCCGAGGUCUCGCUCACGACCCUCGAGACUUCCCUUCUCGCCGACACUCGCUUUGACGGCGAUGUGCUCACUGGCGCAUCGUUUGCUCCCCUCGCCAAUUCAUCACCUCGACCCCGCUCACGAUCACGAUCUGGCACGCCGGCCGAUCAUUCCUUCGACCGCUCUAUUGACAGAUCGUUUGAGGCGCGCUCGACCCCCGCCAUCAACCCGUCGCGACUGAACUCACCUCGCUCAGGCUCGGGUUCACCAUUCCAGCGCCAGCUCUUCAAGCCCCCCAGCACCUCCAGCCUGGGCAGCCUGAUCAACCGACGCGCAAGCCCGCACGUGUCUAUCACACGUGAGGUGAUCCAAGAGCGCCUGCUCCGUCGCAAGAGCGAGGAGGUCCUUGUCGCGAGUCAGUCCGCAAGCCCCAUCUCAAGCGCACCCAGUUCGGUUUCCCCUGAAGACGAUGUGGACGUUGAUAUGUCUCACGACACAGAGCCGGACGACGCUGCCGAUGCCGCCGACGCGAAGUACAGCAACCCACUAACGCACGCCAACACUUAUGACGGCGUGCUCUCACUCGACCCGGAGCCCCAGCCGACCGAUCCUCCUCGACCAUCGCUUCCAGAGCGCGCGUCGACUAUGAGAACACUGGACAUGGACACGAAACGCGCCCUUGAAGGGCUGGACCUUGACUUCGAGCACGGCUUCGGGCUCGGCGAAGAAGGCAUGUCCGUCAGUGCCGGGCUCACGUCGCGCGCGAAGCCGAGCAACAUGCGCCUUGGCGAGGUCUCCGCCCUCGACAAACUCAUGGAGGACAUGGCCCAGAACGCGGGGGCGAACGGGAUGAGCGCCGCAGAGCUAAGCGCGCAAGCCGACCUGUCGAUGCUCUCCAACACGGACACCGACGGGCCCUCACAGUUGAACGUCAUGCUGCGCGUCGAAGCCGUCACGGAGGGCGUCAAGGCCGCGACGUUCGCGCUCCCUACCAUCGAGCACGACGAGGGCAUGGGCUUCGACGUCGACAUGGAGGCAUCCAUGUCCGGCAUCGUGGUCCCCGCUUUCGCACCCUCCUCGUCAUCCUCACCCGCUCCGCCCCCACUACCGGCCAAGGACGCCAUCCGCGCGCGGGAGGAGCUCAUCAGAGCGAAGCGGCGCGAGAUGCGCGAGGUGGAGGAGGACGGGUUCGAUCGCUCACCUGCCACACGCAACCUCACUGCGCUCGCUCGCCCUGCGCGGCGGCGCAGCCGGAGCACCGGCGACGCCGACGACCUCCUUGCGCCGCGGGCCCCAUCCACUCAUCACCGAGGCGCUGCCUCGCAGGACGACGGGCUUCUGGAUUUCUCCCCCUCCACCAUCAACCGCGAGCUCAAGAAGCGCGAAGUGCCCAAACGCAGCAGCAAAUACCAUGUUCGGGAGCACACCGAAACCAUAUAUGCUUCUGCGGAUACGGGCAGGUCGUCGACCCCUGGCCUCAGUGACGACACGACGGAGAAAGCAUGGCGUUCGAUCCGACGUCCGUCGGAUAUGAACGAAUUCGCGUCGCAAAUCCGCGCUAUUCGCGAGGCUCAACAAACCGGCAAAGCUCAUGGCAAGGUGUUCGUUCGUGUCAUGGGUCUCCGUGGUCUGAAGGUCCCCGUCCCUAAGGAGCCUACCAAGAUCACUUGUGUCCUCAACAACGGCAUUCAUUUCGUAGCAACCCCGGACUCCCCCUUCGACAGAGAAUGCACCAUCGACCAGGAGUUUGAGCUGAUCGAGCACAGCAAACUGGAGUUCACUCUUACGAUCAAAGUGAAGAAGGAGGCCCACAUUGCGGCGCAGAUCAAAGCCCUCCAACCGCCAGCGGCCUUAGCUCGAGCUCGCCCACCUCCUCAGCCAGUCCCACCCUCGCCGUCGAAAGGCCACACUCACACGAAGAGCGGCGGGAUGCGCAGCUUCCUUGGCCUCGGCUCCCAUAAGAAGAACAAGACGCUGGAGCGAGAAGCCUCCCCUGCCCCGCCUCCUGCUCCCGCACCUGCACCACCACGCCCGAACUUUAAGCCGCCGGAGAAUUUGGCGAGGUACCUGAAGCCCGAUGGAUCGCUGGCGCGGACGCUCGUGGAGUUCAACCAGAUCGCCGCCCACUGCGACACCCGUCUCCUGGAGAUCGCAUAUCCGCUCGUCGGAUGCAAGUACGAUACGCCAGGUCUUCAGGCUCCCCCGCUCCCCGGCAUCCCCGCCGCGCAACUGCCGCAGAGCCUGGAGGAGUGCACGCGUGGGUUGACGCACACGCGCUGGCACAAGUCGUGCUACAUGCAAGGCACCCUGACCCAGAUCGGUGGCGACUGCACGACAUGGAGGAGACGGCACCUGCGGAUCAUCGGCUGCAGCCUCGUCGCCUACAACGACAUCACGCGUCGGGCGAUCGCGAGCAUCGACCUCCGCAAAGCCACCAAAGUGGAGGACGAGAGCGCGCCGGUGCGCAGUCCGGCGUCGGGCCCCGCGUACGACGACGACGACCUGUACGGCGUGGGCAGCGUCGAGCGGGCGUUCCGGCUCGAAUUCGGCUCCGAUGUCAUUAAGUUCUACGCAGACACCGAUCAGGAGAAGGAGGACUGGUGA